Molecule: messenger RNA, 1032 nt
Organism: Trypanosoma brucei brucei TREU927
Lineage: Eukaryota; Euglenozoa; Kinetoplastea; Trypanosomatida; Trypanosomatidae
Exons: 1
Coding region: 1-1032 (343 amino acids)
Source: RefSeq, a predicted model, not a curated record
AUGUGGAACGCAUUUAGCGGGUUUCAGCCACCAAAAUUGAGGGAUGGUAACGGUGGCUGGGGAAGUGGUAGGCCUUACAGGCCAAUGAGGGUGGGAGGGCAGCCAUAUCAUAAGGAAAGGUUUGGGGCCCCCUCUUACCCUCAAACCCAAGGCGGUUACCAGCAUCAUGGGAAUUUGGACCCCAUGAACCGCUCUUACAGUCGUCAUACGCCGCAGGCAGCACACAGGAUCCGCCAGCCUAAUAUCGAUGAGCCUUUUGCAUGGAAAGCGUUUAUGCGAAGGAGCACUGAAGGUGCCAUUUAUCGUGGAACGACGCAGCUUGAGGGAAGCCAAAGGACAAAGGAAAGCGGUGAAACUACGAGUCCCAAUGGGUUGGCGCGGCACAUUGAUGGUGAAGCUUGGAAUGCUUAUUGGGGCGAGUACUCUGACCAUUUUGCGUCCCGAAUUGACGACGUUCAGGAGCAUUUAAGCAAGGGUGAAAGGUACAACGGCAAAAGGUGUGUACGAGUCGCCACACCCAUACCGAAGGAUUCACUUAUGGAGUCAUUCAAGAGUCGGAUGAUCGACUACGCACGACACUUUGGGGCAAUCGAAUGUGUUACUCGCGACGGCGGUGUCGUUGGGGUACAGUUCACCACCCAUCGCUCUGCAGAGCUCUUCGCUGUGUGGGCUGCCUCAAUGACUUUUGUGGAAAUUCUCGGUGAUACCGUGAAACCGGAUGAAGUCAACGGUCCCGUAGAGAUGGUGGUGCGGCUUGCACCACAUGAUCCGAAUAGACUUACGACGACACUUCGACUGGGCGAUAACAUCGUCCUUUCAACAGCGUUUGUCGAGGGGUUGUUUAAGGGUAUUUUCGAUGCCGAAGACAUUAAGUUUCAUGCUGGUGCCUUCCAAAUAACGUUUGGCUCUGUCCAGGCAGCCAAGGUGGCACUUCACUCGGUCCAGCGGCACCUUUUCGAUGGCUUUGGUCUGCUACUAACGUUUUCGGAGGUGCCCUUGGGCGCGGGGCCUCUAAUGCCACAUGCGAAGUAG